UUGAACGCCCUUGCUUCUUCUUGCUAUCUUGGUGUCCCUUGCAGUCCCCGGCCGCAUGUUAACCGUGUAGGCAGCUAACAAACAAUGCAUACCGGUACGAUGAAUAUUAAAUUCAACUGAAUGAACUACAAAUGGCCCGACAGAAAAGUAAAGCUGCAAAGAUCAGGCAUGGCCUACACGCUGCGAACAACAACCUCUCGGCGCUGUUUGAUGCCAACGCCGUGGAGGACCUCGAGGAGGAAGCUGUGGGGGUCAUUGCUGGCAUGCUCAGCCUGACGCUUGAACAUGCUCGCAAGCGCCUGGCUGCGGCAAAGUUGCUCCGUUCUCGCGUGGACAAGCAGCCGGAGGGCUCUGGGCGGGCGGUGCAAACGGCACUCAGCAGGCACACCACCAAGAAGAGUCGCGGUGGCAAGGAGGGCCACGGCAGAGAGGAACGCCGCGGUGAUGAUGUGAGCCGCGGUGAUGAUGUGAGCCACGGCGGUGAGGCGAGCAGCAGCGGCGAGGCGAGCAGCAGCGAUGAGGAGGGCGGUGGUGAGGAGGGGAGCGGCGGUGAGGAGAGCAGCAGCGGUGAGGAGAGCAGCAGCAGUGAGGAGAGCCACGGCUGCAGCGAUGUCGAUGAGGACGCCCCAUGUAAGAAGUGCGGCGGCGCCGACGCGACCGUCUUUGACAUGGUAUUUUGCGAUGACUGCAACGACUGCUAUCACGUGAACUGCCAUGAACCCCCUCUCACGGCGGUGCCGAUGGGCCGCUGGAGCUGCAGCACAUGUGCACAGAAGCCCGUUGGCUGUGCGGGCGGCGGGUUGGGCGGGGGUGCCGAAGCACUGCAGCGCGCAGGCGGGCCCGGCGCAGACUUGGAGGUCGCAGCACUGGGCAGGGCGGAGACAGCUGCCGGCGCCACCGCGGCAGUGGACUGCAGCAGCACGGGUGGCGGUGACGGCGGGGCGCUAGAGCCGACAGCAAGCCCACCGCCAGGACUGGGCGGGCUGGCCGAAGCACUGCAGCGCGCAGGCGGGCCCGGCGCGGACUUGGAGGUCGCAGCACUGGGCAGGGCGGAGACAGCUGCCGGCGCCACCGCGGCAGCGGACUGCAGCAGCACGGGUGGCGGUGACGGCGGGGCGCUAGCGCCGACAGCAAGCCCACCGCCAGGACUGGGCGGGCUGGCCGAAGCACUGCAGCGCGCAGGCGGGCCCGGCGCGGACUUGGAGGUCGCAGCACUGGGCAGGGCGGAGACAGCUGCCGGCGCCACCGCGGCAGCGGACUGCAGCAGCACGGGUGGUGGUGACGGCGGGGCGCUAGCGCCGACAGCAAGCCCACCUCCAGGACUGGGCGGGCUGGCCGAAGCACUGCAGCGCGCAGGCGGGCCCGGCGCAGACUUGGAGGUCGCAGCACUGGGCAGGGCGGAGACAGCUGCCGGCGCCACCGCGGCAGCGGACUGCAGCAGCACGGGUGGUGGUGACGGCGGGGCGCUAGCGCCGACAGCAAGCCCACCUCCAGGACUGGGCGGGCUGGCCGAAGCACUGCAGCGCGCAGGCGGGCCCGGCGCAGACUUGGAGGUCGCAGCACUGGGCAGGGCGGAGACAGCUGCCGGCGCCACCGCGGCAGCGGACUGCAGCAGCACGGGUGGCGGUGACGGCGGGGCGCUAGCGCCGACAGCAAGCCCACCUCCAGGACUGGGCGGGCUGGCCGAAGCACUGCAGCGCGCAGGCGGGCCCGGCGCAGACUUGGAGGUCGCAGCACUGGGCAGGGCGGAGACAGCUGCCGGCGCCACCGCGGCAGCGGACUGCAGCAGCACGGGUGGCGGUGACGGCGGGGCGCUAGCGCCGACAGCAAGCCCACCUCCAGGACUGGGCGGGCUGGCCGAAGCACUGCAGCGCGCAGGCGGGCCCGGCGCAGACUUGGAGGUCGCAGCACUGGGCAGGGCGGAGACAGCUGCCGGCGCCACCGCGGCAGCGGACUGCAGCAGCACGGGUGGCGGUGACGGCGGGGCGCUAGCGCCGACAGCAAGCCCACCUCCAGGACUGGGCGGGCUGGCCGAAGCACUGCAGCGCGCAGGCGGGCCCGGCGCAGACUUGGAGGUCGCAGCACUGGGCAGGGCGGAGACAGCUGCCGGCGCCACCGCGGCAGCGGACUGCAGCAGCACGGGUGGCGGUGACGGCGGGGCGCUAGCGCCGACAGCAAGCCCACCUCCAGGACUGGGCGGGCUGGCCGGGGCACCGGUGCACUAUAAGCGCAUAGCAGUUGAUGAGCUGCCAAGACGUAAUAAGGGCGCAAAGCUGCAAAGCAUCCCUGAGAUGUUGAAGAAGUAGUUGACACGUGACACUGAGCAACCCGUUGACAUGUCUCAAGGAUAGUCCGUUCGGAUAGUUUUUACUGGCUGGAAACCAAUAUAAUAAGGAUACUUAUGCUAUGUAGGUGCCACCUGCUGAGUUUCAACUGAAUCGGAGGUGGUCAUUUUUGGAAGGUAG
Molecule: messenger RNA, 2465 nt
Organism: Chlamydomonas reinhardtii
Lineage: Eukaryota; Viridiplantae; Chlorophyta; Chlorophyceae; Chlamydomonadales; Chlamydomonadaceae
Exons: 3
Coding region: 132-2306 (724 amino acids)
Source: RefSeq, a predicted model, not a curated record